Neopelma chrysocephalum (saffron-crested tyrant-manakin) is the source of this 920-nucleotide messenger RNA. RefSeq names its product regulator of calcineurin 1 (gene RCAN1). The record is from RefSeq and is a predicted model, not a curated record. Gene Ontology annotation, biological process: calcium-mediated signaling. NCBI's taxonomy places the organism in Eukaryota, Metazoa, Chordata, Aves, Passeriformes, Pipridae. Gene Ontology annotation, cellular component: nucleus; cytoplasm. The transcript is spliced from 4 exons. Gene Ontology annotation, molecular function: nucleic acid binding; calcium-dependent protein serine/threonine phosphatase regulator activity. The coding region runs from base 269 to 853 and encodes 194 amino acids.
AGCCGGGAAUUAACCUCGGGAAGCUGACUCAGCCCUCACGUCACCCUUUUCCAAGCGCCGCUUCCAUUUUAUUCCCGAUCCCUCCCCUCCCGCGCCACUCGGGGCUGGAAUUCUCCCUCACGAACACACACGGGGGAUGAUCCUCCGGGAGCUUUUUUUUCCGUGAGGGGCCGGACUCGCUUCCCGCAUAAAAACUCCCGGAGAAACGCCGCCAUCCCCAUUCCCGGCGGGAAUCGCGCCGGGCCGAUUUCCCUGGGAGGGGAAAAAGAUGCAUUUCGGGAAUUUUCAUCCCACCCUCAGCUCGCUCGUCGCCUGCGUGGCCACCCGGGAGCUCUUCGAGCGCCAGGACGUGCGGGCCAAGUUCGAAUCCCUUUUCCGACCCUACGACCGGGAAAUCACCUUCCAGUAUUUCAAGAGCUUCAAGAGGGUCCGGAUCAACUUCAGCAACCCCCUGUCUGCAGCUGAUGCCAGGAUCCAACUGCACAAGACAGAAUUCCUGGGAAAAGAAAUCAAACUCUACUUUGCCCAGACUUUGCACAUUGGAAGCUCCCACUUGGCACCUCCGAAUCCAGACAAGCAGUUCCUGAUUUCCCCUCCUGCCUCUCCGCCCGUGGAUUGGAAACAAGUGGAAGAUGCAACUCCAGUCAUCAACUAUGACCUUUUAUAUGCAAUUUCCAAGUUAGGACCAGGAGACAAGUACGAGCUCCACGCCGCCACCGCCACCACCCCCAGCGUGGUCGUGCACGUGUGCGAGAGCGACCAGGAGAGCGACGGCGACGAGGAGGCCAAGAAACCCAAACCCAAAAUCAUCCAGACCAGGAGACCCGAUUACACCCCUGCCCAUCUCAGCUGAGCUGCUGCUGCUGCUGCUGGGUUUGGGUUUUGGUUUUUUUUUUUUUCCCACUAGGAAACUUCCAGGG